CAGACAGCAUUCGAUUCUGCUGCAGCUUUCCAAAUGUGGAUUGGAGGUUACAGAGGAUGAGCGGAAAAAAUUCACAGAAUAUGAAGUCGAUGGGGAAACAGUCAAUGAUGGCCUGACAGACCAUAUGAUUUCCCAGCUCUUUGAGGGUUCCUUCAAAAAGCAGGUCAAAUUUAUGAAAGUCAUCCAAGAGCUAAAGACAGACAUUUGCAACAGUGUUGUGGCUCCAGCUACAGUGUCUGAGUCAAGUUGUGCUCAAAGUCCACAAGUGUCACAAAGAUUUCCCAGUGUCUUUGUUGUGCCAAAAUUCCCCAAGAGCAUACAGACUAAAUUGGACAGUAAAGAACCAUGCCAUAAAACUGGAUUUUAUCGCACCAAAAUAGUUGGUGUCCUUCAAGAAACCAUGGCUCAGUACACAAUGUAUCCUUCAGGUGAAGAUUAUGUGAAGGUUGCCAAGGCACUUGUUACCAAAUACCCUUUUUUGAAGGAUAUAGAAGGGAAUGGAUAUCACACCUGGCACAUGUCAUUGAAAAGGAAGUUCAAAACUGAACGUUCACCACUCGUGGAUGAAGAAGAAGUCAAACAAUUCAAAGCAAAAUUUGGUCAUCGCAAAGGCAAGUCCAAAGAGGCACCAACCCAGACUACGUGUGAAAGAAGACGUGAAAUGAGAAAUGAGUCUGAAGAAGGUCCUAUUGGCGAAGAUGCUGUCUCAAUUGAUGCCCAUGUAAAAGUCUUGCAAAUGCAGUAUGAACGGACUCAACCAGAUAGAACCAUUGUGGAGGAAAAAAUGAGACGCACAUUUCUCUGGAGAAGAUGUGAGCUGCAACAAGACGGAAUGUCAGCUGUUGAGGCCAUCAGAAAGUAUCCCUUCCUGAAAACACCAUGUGGGCUGUAUCAAGAAAUGGGACGAAUCUGCAAAAUCACAGAUUUAAGCCAACGUUUCCGAGAAUCAUUCAGAAGUCUGGUACCCUCUGUGCUGAAAGCAGUCCAUGGGAAGUCCUGUCUGGAGAAGGAAUAUUUGGAGGCCAGAGCUGAAGUAACUUCAGAGGAAGUUGACGACCUAGAGUUCCGAGCUGCCUUGGUGCUCUUACCAACUAUCUUCAAAGAGAAACUGGACAACUACAUUGCACUGAAUGAUGGAGAUCCAGCUACACCUUACCCAACUGUUCAGGUGGCCGGCACAUCAAACUGGAGACGAAUAUUCAGCGAGCGUAGACUCCCCGUGAACAUCAAGGUGGAUGGAACCGAGCCCUAUGUCUACACUUCUAUCAGGACGAAUUUGAGGUAGUUAAUCCUCUGGGUGCUAAACGUGGUAAACACAAACUUUCUGCUGUAUAUUUCACCAUUGGUAACAUUCAUGGGAGGUAUCGAUCCCAAGUCAAACAUAUACAUCUUGUUGCUGAAAUAUACAGACGGUUGCUGAAAACU
Scatophagus argus is the source of this 1425-nucleotide messenger RNA. Its product is annotated as sterile alpha motif domain-containing protein 3-like. The record is from RefSeq and is a predicted model, not a curated record. NCBI's taxonomy places the organism in Eukaryota, Metazoa, Chordata, Actinopteri, Scatophagidae. The coding region runs from base 125 to 1285 and encodes 386 amino acids. The transcript has 9 exons.